Molecule: messenger RNA, 3537 nt
Organism: Moesziomyces antarcticus
Lineage: Eukaryota; Fungi; Basidiomycota; Ustilaginomycetes; Ustilaginales; Ustilaginaceae
Product: pre-mRNA-splicing factor prp1
Exons: 3
Coding region: 1-3537 (1178 amino acids)
Biological process (GO): mRNA splicing, via spliceosome; spliceosomal tri-snRNP complex assembly
Cellular component (GO): U4/U6 x U5 tri-snRNP complex; catalytic step 2 spliceosome
Molecular function (GO): protein binding
Source: RefSeq, a predicted model, not a curated record
AUGGAUCUGGAGUCCAUUCCGCCCAUCACGGGCGCAUGGGCCGCACUCACGCUCGGCGUGGCGCUGCUCGAACACACGCACCUCGUGUCGUCGUUCCAGCUCUUCUACACGCCGGCGCUCGUGUUUCGCAAGUACCAGGUGUGGCGCCUGCUCACCACGUUCCUCUACUUUGGCCCGCUCGGUCUCGACUUUAUCUUUCACCUCUUCUUCUUCAUGCGCUACUCGCGCAUGCUCGAGGAGAACUCGUUCGGCGGACGCUCCGGCGGAAGGGCGGCGUAUGUGGUGUUGCUGCUCUUCGCCGCGACGUGCCUUCUCAUCUUGUCGCCGCUGACGGCACAGCCGUUUCUAGGAUCGCCUCUCGCGUUCGUGCUCGUCUAUAUCUGGUCCAGACGCAACAGGCAUGUUCGGCUCAGCUUGUUCGGCCUCCUCGUUGUAACUGCGCCGUACCUGCCGUGGAGCCUCGUCAUCUUUGGGUGGCUCCUGCACGGCAGUCUGCGCGCCGUCGUGGGCGAUAUCAGUGGCAUCGCUGUCGGUCACCUGUACUACUUCCUCGUCGAUGUAUGGCCGCGCGAGUUCAGGUCUGGAGGCAGAAACCUACUGGCCACGCCGCGCUUCCUACUGGGCGCGGAUGUGGAGUAUCGCCGGUGCAAAUGCGCUUCUUCUUCUUACACCACCAACUUUGCUCUCGCUACUGCGCGCACUCUUCGAUCCGCCCGUGUUCCGCACAGCAGCGCGCGACAGUGGCCUACCAUGGCGGACAAGCCGAACAAGCUGGCGUUCCUGUCGAUGCAGGCGCCCGCCGGCUACGUCGCCGGUCUGGGUCGUGGCGCCUCGGGCUUCACCACGCGAGCCGACAUUGGUCCCGCCCGUCUGCCUGCCGCCCCCACCACCGGCGGCCCAUCCGCACCGAAAGGCGACGACGACGCCGAUGAUGGAGCAGCAGACAACGACGGUGGCGACGACGACGAAGGCCGCUUCCAGGACCCCGAGAAUGAGACGGGGCUCUUCGCAGGCGCCGUGUACGAGAAGGACGACGAGGAGGCCGACCGGAUCUGGGAGGCCGUCGACGCAAAGAUGGACCAGCGCAGACGCAAGUUCCGCGACGCACGGGAGCGUGAGGAGCGCGAACGGGCGCGUGCUGACAAGCCCCAGGUGCAAGCGCAGUUCGCCGAUCUCAAGCGCGGGCUCAGCAGCGUCACCGAGGACGAGUGGGCUGCGCUUGCUGAUCCGGGCAGCGCGACGGGCAAGCGGCGCAAGGCAGCCGCCAAGCGUGAGGCGCGCAACACGCGAUCGUUCGCCAUCUCGGAUACCAUCCUCGUGGCCAAUCGCGACCGCAACGCUGUCGAGUCGGCGCUCACGCAGGACCAGAUGAACACCGCCGACGGCAUCGCCUCGCUCGCCGAGAUCGGCGAGGCGCGCAACAAGAUCUUCAGCCACCAGCUCGAUCAGGCCUCUUCCUCGUCCAGCAGCGCGCUCUCGGGCACGGCGACAUCGAUUGACCCCAAGGGCUACCUGACGGAGCUCUCGACGAGCGUGAUCAAGACCGACGCCGAGAUCGGCGACAUCGCCAAGGCACGCACGCUGCUCGACUCGGUGAUCAAGACCAACCCGCGCCAUGCGCCCGGCUGGAUCGCUGCGGCGCGCGUCGAGGAAGUCGCGGGCAAGAUGUCGAGCGCACGCAAGAUCAUCAGCCAGGGCUGUGAGCACUGUCCGCGCUCCGAGGAUAUCUGGCUCGAAGCCGCACGUCUCAACACCACGGACAAUGCCAAGGUCAUCCUGGCGCGCUCCAUUCAGCACGUCUCGACCUCGGUCAAUAUCUGGCUCAAGGCGGUCGAGCUCGAGUCGGAUCCCGAGAGCAAGAAGCGCGUGCUGCGCAAGUCGCUCGAAUACAUCCCGCACAGCGUCAAGCUGUGGAAGGAGCUCGUGAAUCUCGAGGAGAAUCCGGAGGAUGCACGCAUUUUGCUGAGCGGCGCGGUGGCUGCGGUGCCGAUGAGCAUUGAGCUGUGGUUGGCGCUGGCGCGGUUGUCGCCGCCCAACGAUGCGAAGAAGGUGCUCAACGAGGCGCGCAAGACGAUCCCCACGUCGCACGAGAUCUGGAUCGCGGCAGCGCGGCUGCUCGAGGAGACCGAGGGCGAUGAGGGUAAGGUGGACAAGACGGUGGGUGCGGCGGUCAAGGCGCUCAAGAAGGCGGGUGUGCAGCUGUCGCGCGAGCAGUGGUUCCAGGAGGCCGAAAGCGUCGAGAACGACGGCAGCCCGCUCACGUGUGCGGCGAUCGUCAAGGCGACCAUCGAGCUGGACUUGGACGAGCAGGAUCGUCGUGCGGUGUGGGUGGAAGAGGCGCAGUCGGCACAAGAGCGCGGGUGCGUCCAAGUGGCACGCACGAUUCUGGCGUAUACGCUGCGCGAGUUUCCCGACCGCCCCGCCAUCUGGCAUAGUGCCGUUGCACUCGAGCAGGCCCACGGUACACGCGAUGCGGUGGAGGCGUUGUUGGAGCGGGCGGUGGCGAGUUGUGCGCAAGCCGAGGAGCUGUGGCUGCUGUAUGCGCGCGAAAAGUCGACGGCGGGUGAUGUCCCCGGCGCGAGGGGGGUGCUCAUCCGUGCAUUCGACGCCAACAUUGGCUCGGAACGCAUCUCGCUCGCUGCAGCCCAGCUCGAGGCGGAUAACGGCCAACUGGUCGCAGCGGGUAAGCUGCUCGAACGAGCUUGUAGUGAGGUGGGUACUGCGCGCGUGUGGAUGAAAAGCGCCCUGCUCGAGCGCGAUCACGGCUCGCCCCAACGUGCUCUGGAGUUGGUGGAUGCUGCGGUGGCCAAGUUCCCCAAACACGAUAAGCUGUACAUGAUGGGCGGCCAACUCAAGCGUACCGUGGCUACGGAUGCUGCACAGGGGAUUCGCGAUGCACGCGAGUACUACGCACGCGGUGUACGCAAUUGCCCCUCCUCAAUCCCGCUCUGGAUUCUAGCGAGUCGGUUGGAGGAGGAAGCCGGGUUGGUGAUCCGCGCACGCGCACUGCUCGAAAAGGCACGUAUGCACGCCCCCUCCUCGGCGAUCUGGUCCGAAUCCAUUGCAGUCGAACACCGUGCCGGCUCCCCCACCCAAGCCCGAACCCUCCUCUCGCGUGCCCUACAAGACCUCCCCUCCUCGGGAGAACUCUGGGCGCUGGCGGUUGCAUUUGAACCUCGCACCGGUCGCAAAACAAAGAUGGCCGAUGCAUUGAAAAAGACCGCCGACGAUUCGCGCGUAAUCACCGUCGUUGCCCAACAGUUCGCGCUGGAAAGCAAGUUCCCCCAGGCAAGAAAGUGGUUCCACCGCGCUGUGGCCGCCGACCCAGACAACGCAGACGCCUGGGCCGCCUGGUACCGCUUCGAAUCCCAACAGGCCAACCAGGACCAAAUCUCCCAACUCCUAGACGCAUUCCUAAAGGCCAACCCCCGCCACGGCACAAUCUGGCAACCCAUCGCCAAAGACCCCGCCAACAAAAGCCUCUCCAAACACCACCUCCUCCGCAAAGCUGCCGCCCAAAUCACCCCGCUUUCCUAA